AGUUUUCCAAUCUUACUAUAAAUUUUGUGGUAGCUAACCUUUUGACCCCAAGAUUUAUAACACACUUUUCUCCUUUGUAAAAUUUAUGUCUUAUAGCUAUUUCCCCAUUGCUUUCCAAAGAAAGAUGGAAUACACCCAAAACCCUAAUAAAUCUGACCAAAUAAGAUGGAGCUCUGACGACCCAGGUCAAGUUAGGUCUUAUUCUUGUACUUUUUGCAAGAGAGGAUUCUCUAAUGCACAAGCAUUAGGAGGCCACAUGAAUAUCCAUAGAAGAGAUAGAGCCAAGCUCAAACAACAAUCUUCCGAAGAAAAUUUGCUUUCUUUGGACAUCGCAAACAAAAACCCUAAUGAUCAAGGAGAUUUGGAAGAGAAUCACGAAACUCAAAGGGGUAAGUUAAUUACUACAAAAGAACUUCCUCAUAGUUCUUCAUUUGUUGGAACUCAAAGGAUUGAAGAGAAGAAAUGUGAUUUAGACCUUGAGCUUAGGUUAGGUUAUCAGCCAAUGGAUUCAUCAACAUUGAGCACUCGAUCAUUUUUCUGACCUUGAAAAAUUGGCAAAAUUAUAGGUCACUUUUUUUUUUCGUACCUAGCUACCUCUUCUUCCACUUCCCAUUUGAAAGUACAACUCGAUUUUUUUUAUAUAAACAUAAAGGUACAUGUAUUUAAUCUAUACCUUUAUGCUUAUGUAAAAUACAUGAUGGAGUAAAUAAAUGUGAAAAUUUAAUUUUGGUGUGUUAUUAGUAUAUCAAAAAAUUUACAUUUUAGUUCAAUGGCAUGUUUCUACAUUAUUUAAUAAAUUUUGAUAUCUACAAUUAUUGUGGUAGUCAAAUUUAUUCAAUAAUGUAAUUAUAUAUUAUUGAACGAAAGUGUGAGAGUUUUAUAUACUGGCGCUACAUAUAUAAAUUAAAUAUCACGUUAGUGCAAUCGUGGGAACACUACCAAAAAUAUAUAUGCACUUUUAUACAUGUUAAAAUUACUUGUAUUUUAGAACCGAAAAAAAUUAUUUGUAUUUUUGUACCAAAGAAUAUAUGUUUUUAUUUUUCUGCCAUAAGGAUACGACCUUUUUUAUUUGGGUUGCUAUUUUUUUUUUAGGGGUGCUAUUUUUUAUUUUUUUUUUGAGAGAAGGGGUGCUAUUAUUAUUGUUUUAGUGAUUAUAUUCUUACAUUAUAUCUACAGUAUAUAGAAAAUUAAUUAUCCUUUCAAAAAGAAAAGGAAAUUAAUUAUUGCUUCUCA
Molecule: messenger RNA, 1233 nt
Organism: Medicago truncatula (barrel medic)
Lineage: Eukaryota; Viridiplantae; Streptophyta; Magnoliopsida; Fabales; Fabaceae
Product: transcriptional regulator TAC1
Exons: 1
Coding region: 86-541 (151 amino acids)
Source: RefSeq, a predicted model, not a curated record